Molecule: messenger RNA, 2887 nt
Organism: Solea solea (common sole)
Lineage: Eukaryota; Metazoa; Chordata; Actinopteri; Pleuronectiformes; Soleidae
Gene: hs3st3l
Product: heparan sulfate (glucosamine) 3-O-sulfotransferase 3-like
Exons: 3
Coding region: 318-1412 (364 amino acids)
Molecular function (GO): [heparan sulfate]-glucosamine 3-sulfotransferase activity
Source: RefSeq, a predicted model, not a curated record
AUCCGGUGAAGCACAAAGAGAGACAGACGGACAUUAGAGAUUCAUUCUUGUCCCCACGUCGUCAGGGUGGGAGAGUAAGUGGACGCACAUCCUGGAUGUCACGCAGAAACUAGUUGCGGUGAUUUAUCUGCGGUUGUGUGAUUGGCCGGACUGAUGCGCUCUGAGCGCGCAGCGUGAAGGUGGUGGUGUAGGAGGAGGAGGAGGAGGAGGAGGAGGAGGACACACGCAGAAGAUCAGCGAGGAUCAGUCAGGAUCAGUCAGGAUGUGAGCUGAACUUGUGGUAGAAUGGCACCUCAUGUCGCGUGGCUCUCUGAGGGAUGGCAGCCUUUCACCACCACCUUCACCACCACCAUCUCCACCCGAGCGCGGACCUGCGGCGGCUCUUCCACCGCCUCACCAUCGCCUCCUCUCUGAGCAUCCUCUGCUUCUCCCUGGUCUACCUCCUCACCGGAUGCUGCGAGUCAGAACUGGCGGACAACUCCGAACUCAGGGCGCCCACGCGUGACUUUGCCGCGUCGGGCUCGGGAUGGCCCCACGAGAGGAACGGAACCGGCUCUGCCCGCGAGGGUUCCCCGGGUGUCAGUGGCGAGGGUCACGCCGCGCUGGAGGCGAACAGCUCCGGGAAAGAAUGGACAGCCACGCGGCGGCUGCCCCAGGCGCUGAUCAUCGGGGUUAAGAAGGGAGGCACCCGGGCUCUGCUGGAGUUCCUGCGGCUGCACCCGGACAUCCGCGCGCUGGGCUCGGAGCCGCACUUCUUUGACCGGCAUUACGCACGAGGACUGGACUGGUACAGGACCAUGAUGCCCAAAGCCCUGGAAGGCCAGAUCGUGAUGGAGAAGACGCCGCGAUACUUUGUCACCGUGGAAACGCCAGAGCGGGUCCAUUCCAUGUCGCGGGACGUGAAGCUCAUCGUGGUCGUCCGUGACCCCGUGACCAGGGCCAUAUCGGACUACACGCAGAUCAUCUCCAAGACGCCCGACAUCCCUCCGUUUGAGAGCCUCGCCUUCAAGAACCGCAGCACAGGUCAGAUCGACUCCCUCUGGAGCCCCCUGUGGAUCGGUCUGUAUGCUCAGCACCUGGAGCGCUGGCUGACCUGGUUCCCCAGGAGUCAGAUCCACCUGGUCAGCGGGGAGAGGCUCAUCUCCGACCCGGCCGGAGAAGUUGGCAAAGUCCAGGACUUUCUGGGCCUCCAGAGGAUCGUCACGGACAAGCACUUCUACUUCAACAAAACCAAGGGGUUCCCCUGCUUGAAAAAGCCGGAGGGCAGCAGUAAACCUCACUGUCUGGGGAAGACGAAAGGCAGGACGCACGCCUCCAUCAACUCAGAGGUGAUGCAGAGACUGAGGGAUUUCUACAAGCCACACAACCAGCGCUUCUAUCAGAUGGCCGGCCAGGACUUUGGAUGGCAGUGAAGCUUCGAUUGUUCAGAACCAGUGGUUUUUGUUGGAGUUUCGCUGCUCAGGAUAAAAAAGCCUGUGUGCAAAUCUUUCGUCUGACAGAUGCAAAGACUCUGAGGAAAAAAGAUCCAGAAACCAGAGCCGAGUUACUGCCUCUGACGAGCAGAGCUGCAUCUCAGAGACCCGACGACAAAACCCGUCGUCAACUCACUUCACAUCUACCAAUCAGUCAGUUUGUUCAAGUGUUUGAGUGUCAGAGUUUUCUACGUCAUAGAUGUUCAGCAAAAAGCUGAGAUUGCACUAUCAAUGAAAGCUCGGGUUAGGCAAGAUAUUUUUGUUAUUACUGAUCAGUAAUUCCUUAAUAAUCUUUUAGCAUAAUGUAAAUCAAGUGACCUGAGACAGAACUAGGCCUCUUCACUUUUGCUGGAUGUUUCCUGUCUUGGGGAAAUCUGGCAAGUAACAGGAGACUUUGACCAAUCACAGGACAGUUCAGAGAGAGAGAGAGAGAGAGAGAGAGAGAGAGAGGACGCCUCCUAUUGGGUGUUUUACACAGCACAUCCCUUCAGUGCAAGGGUGGCUAAUCCAGCCUUGGCAUCAACUGCCUAUGCUUCAAAGAAUCCUAAAAGAAGGACGAAGAGUUGGACAAUAAACGCAAUAAAACAUGUCAAUAUGGGCGGAGCCUUUCAGUGAUGGAGAGAUCGACCGGGUCAUCUACUGCAUAUGAAGUGUUUGUUUGUGCUCAUGUGGUGGGAGGGGCUAAGGACUGUGAUCACAGAUGGUUAGCAUUAAAGGAUCUGGGGAUGAAUCUCAACAAUUAACUUAGCUAUUUGUUUGUGUCACGGGAUUGCAAUCGCACGAUCAUUUGUUUGCCAACCAGUGUCUACUUGCCUGGUGCUAAUGCUAGAGCUAGAAAUGCUAAUAGCCAACAUCUUGGAUCCAGCUGCACUUUUUCAGAAGUUACAACAAAGUAAAACUUUCUCGCUCAUUUCCUGCCGCACCCUCCCUUUUCUUCCCUGGUCUAGCUAGCUUGACACCGUGACAUUGCUUCUCAUGAUUGUUUUUUUCCCCCGAUAAAGCAUCUGAAAAGAAAAAUGCAAAUUCUGAUGGAUUUACAAGAUUCCCGGAGCAACUGAUGAGACAUUUGCACCACGUUACUUCCAAGAUUGCAGUCCCUGGAUUAUUUGCAUGCCAAUUUUGUCAAUUUUACCCAUGAUUCACAGUUGGACAGAGUCUGCACCAGUUAGCACAAGUUGGGGACAGUUGGCAUGGCUAGUCGGCACAGACCCAACCUCAUUUUUUGAGGUUCUGGACACAGUCGGGUAGUGUGUGCUGCCAAUGAAAAAGAGAAGGUGGGACACCGGAAAUGGCGUCAGAAGACAGAGGAAAUGGCGUCAGAAGACACAGGAAAUGGUGUCAGAAGACGAAGUUUACCUUUUAAACUCUCGCUGUUGUAGACACGGACACUCUUGCAAGAGUUUGAUGCAGUCAGU